AUGGCCGGAAACACCAAAUACAGCGCUGCGCCCCAGCGAGACUCUUUCGAUGAUCCUGCCCAUUACUCUCAGGCACCACCAUCGUACGCCGAGCCAUCAGCGUCGAGAGAUGACGCCGCUCUCCUUGGUGGCCCUAGAAGCAGCGAAGACAAUAUCCCAGAUGACUUCAAAUUUGGUGGCUCGGUGUCGGAAGCCACCAUCGACAUCCGAAUGGCAUUCGUCAGGAAAGUCUACGCCAUCCUCUCUGUUCAACUCAUCGCGACGGCCAUUCUCAGUUGUAUCUCUUUCUGGAACCCCUCCUACAAAGUGUGGAUCCAGACAAACCAGUGGAUGAUGUGGGCGUCGCUUUUCGGUGCCAUCGGAUUUAUGCUCCUGACCUUCUGGAAGCGUAAAUCGUAUCCUAUGAACCUUCUGUUUUUGACAGGAUUCACUGCGCUUGAGGCCUACUCCAUCUCAGUCAUAACCUCGUUUUACGAUUCGAAGAUUGUGCUUCAAGCCGUGAUUCUAACAGCAGGUAUCUUUGUCGGACUCACCGUCUUUGCCUGCCAAACGAAAUACGACUUCACAUCAUGGAUGCCAUAUCUGUUUGGAGGACUGUGGACUCUCGUUAUAUUCGGCUUCGUUGCCGCAUUCUUUCCUUAUAACUCAACCGCUGAGCUGAUUUACGGCUUGGUGGGUGCCUUGAUCUUCUCCGGCUACAUCUUGGUGGACACUCAACUCAUCAUGAGACAUUAUCACGUCGAGGAGGAGAUUGCGGCGGCCAUCAGCCUCUACCUUGAUAUCAUUAACCUCUUCCUUGCCAUUCUCCGCAUCCUCAACAGCCAACAAAACAACUGA
Molecule: messenger RNA, 837 nt
Organism: Mollisia scopiformis
Lineage: Eukaryota; Fungi; Ascomycota; Leotiomycetes; Helotiales; Mollisiaceae
Product: transmembrane bax inhibitor motif-containing protein-like protein 4
Exons: 3
Coding region: 1-837 (278 amino acids)
Cellular component (GO): membrane
Source: RefSeq, a predicted model, not a curated record